AUGGCAAAGAGAAGGAAAAUGUCUGCAAGACAGAGAAUGAUGCAAGACAAGAUGAGAAAAAGAGAAAAGAGGCAAAAGCCUGCAGGAAUUCUGCCAGAUGAAGUCACAGCUUUGACGUCACAACAGUCUGCUGUUCCUUGCGGGACAGUGGAUGGAGCUGAUUCAGCUCCUCCCGGUAAUUUUCCGGGGCUUGGUUCGAUGGGGUUUCCACCUAAAGAGGAAAAACCCCUGGCCAGGGUGCAGGCCUCACCUCGAGUGAAAAUGCAUUCACCUGCCCCGAGGUUGCCAUCUCCUCGGGGAAGUCGUCUGUUUGUCCAUGACGAGGGCAAGGCACCGUCCACUGACUCCCCACCGUGGGUUUGUGCUCCACCGAGGGCACCUGGAUCGGACAUAGUGCAUAUGUCUGAUCCAGCAGGACAGGCGCAGCUGGAUACCUCCAGGAUGGAGGAGACCAGUAGAAUAUCAAAAGAUGAGGGCUCUUUAACGAAUUCUAAACUGGAAACUAUACGAAUAACAAACAGAUACUUGAACGAAAAACCUGAUAUCAUAGAAAGUGUAAACAGAGAAAGAGAUAUGUUGGAGACUGUAGAAAGUAUGUUGGAUUUCAGAGAUGAUACAGAGAUUAUAGAAAAUGAGUGGAGAAAUGAAGGAAAGAAAGAUAUGAAAUUAACAAAUGAACGAAUUUUUCACAGGAAAAAGGGUCAGAACAUAAAAGAUUUGAAGGUACAGAGUAAUCAGAAAGAAAGUACUAGUAUGCAGGAUUGUCUUGCUGAGGAGAAUACAAAUUUAGAAGCAAGAAAUUCAUAUACUGUAUCUGUCCAGGGCUCUUUCCAUCAAGCUGAUCCUAUGUUUGGUGACAAUGCAGGGACUCAAUGUGUGGCAAAUUGUCUAUCAGCUAUAGCUUAUCAUGUUCUGAAAAAUGCAAAAAUCUGGCAAACAGCUGAUGUCAACAAAGUUUUAGUGAAUGGGGACGAACUUUACACAUACCUGCAGAACAGUUCUACAGUUACAAGUAGAUAUUUGUUAGUUGAAGAGUUGCCGCAGUAUUUUGAAUGCUUCAGUAGAACAUUUGAAUUCACGGUGAAGGUAUCAGUAUCAAGUUUAAUCAGCUUAUCAGAGGAGGAGCCAUGUUAUGAAGAUUUUAAUGCUUAUCCCCUUUUUGAAGCUCUGCAAAUGGCACUUCAUGAAACAGUCGGAUGUUUUGUAUGUUUUGGGGGAAAUACUUUGGUAGUUGGAAAGACAACUGAUGGAUUUUUCAUAUUUGAUUCUCAUUCAAGAUGUUCUCGUGGAUAUCUUAGUGUGCAUGGAAAGAGUACAAGAAUUCUAUUGGAGAAUGUUCAUGAUGUUUAUUUGCACCUAAGGUCAUUAGCAAUUUCAAUGGGUUUUUCAAGAACUGUUGAAUGUGAACUAACAGGGGUAUUAUGUUCCCUAAAGAAUUUUGCUAUGGCUGAAGUGUUUGACCAAGAAGCUGAGAGAUAUUUAGGAGCAGAAAUAAGUUUAAAUCAGGAUGCAUUAUCAACAGAACAACCAGAGAUGUUACAGACAGAUGAAGUGAUUUUUGUGGGCGAAGAAAGCAAGCAGCAUGAUUUUAUUCCUUUGUCUGUUCAGAAUCAGAAGGAUUUGUGCAAGAAAAUGGGGCUGUCAUAUGUUGUUUCAGGAUGUGACAACAGUUCAGUAUCUGUAAGAGAUAUGGGUGUGCCUAAGAGCUGUAAAGAUAUUGAAAGAGAUGGAAAUUGCUUUUUCAGGGCUAUAUCAUUUAGCUUGACAAACUCUGAAAAUCAUCACAAACAAAUUCGUGAAGCUGUAUGUCAACACUUGCUUAAAAAUGAAAUAGAAUUUCAACAAUUCAUGCGAACAGAGGGAUCUUUAAGGUCAUACUUGCUUUCAAGUAACAUGACACAUGAAGGUAUAUGGGCAACGGAACUGGAGAUUCUUGCUGUGGCACAUAUGUUGAAUGUAGACAUAUAUACUUACUCAGACAUGAGGUGGCUUCAGUUCAGUGGGCAUGAUCUGUGUGCUGAAUCAGUGAAUCAUAGAGGAGCUAUAUAUUUAUAUCACAGAGAACAGAAUCAUUAUGAUGUUGUUUUGCAAGUGACAUCAAGGUUGGCAGAAAUUGACUGUUUCCUCAUGAAUAAUCCUGGUGGAAGAGAGUAUAUCCUUCGAAAAGAAAACCAAAUGCGUAUGAGAAAUAGGCGCAAAGCUCCAGAAUUAAAAGCGAUUGUGGACUCAAAUGAAAAUCGCAAGACUGCACUAAAGAAAAAAUACCAGAAAAAUGAGGAGUUCAGGGAAAAAAUGUUGAAGCAUAAGAAGAACAUGUAUACAAAAGCAGACUAUAGGUUGAAAGCACAACUGAGCAAUAGGCAUCGUUAUCAUAAAAAUAUUGCUUACCAGUUAAAAUAUGCCUUAAAUGCUGAACACAGAGGAAAAGUGCUGAAAAGGAGCAAAGAAAAGUAUCAAACGGAUUUGAAUUAUAAAGAGCAAAAGAAGAUACAAAGUGUUGGAAAAUAUAACUUGGACUUGAAGCACAGAGAAUGUGCCAAAAAAAGAAGUAAAGAAAAAUACAGAACAGAUUUGAAGCAUCAGAAUAAUGUGAAGGGAGCAAGCGUAAAAAAGUACAAGACAGACUUGGAACAUCAGAAAAAGGUAAAGAAAGCAAGUUCUAAAAAGUACAGGACAAACUUAGAACACCAGAAAAAUGUUAAGAAAGCAAGUACAGAAAAGUACAGGACUGACUUGAAACACAAGAGAAAUGUUAAGAAAGCAAGUACAGAAAAGUACAGGACAAACUUAGAACAUCAGAAAAAUGUGAAGAAAGCAAGUACUGAAAAGUACAGGACUGACAUGGAACACCAGAAAAAUGUUAAGAAAGCAAGUACUGAAAAGUACAGGACUGACCUUGUGCAUAAAGCCAAUUUAAAACGAACAAUAUUGGAUAAAUACAAGGCAGAUGAAUUCUACCAAAAAAAGAACAAAGCUGCCAAUGUCUCUAGGUAUCGAAGGAAUGAAGCUUUUAGAGCUGAAAAGAAAGAACAAGCUCAAAGAAGAUAUCAAUUUGAUGCUGAAGUUCAAUUAAACACGAAGAAUCGUAGCAAGACUAGUUACAAGUCAUCCCCUGACGUUCAAGAUAGAAAAAAGAGAAGAGUACAACAGAAUAGGAAAAUGAAAAAAAUCAACAUGAAACAGGCAGAGGAAGUUGUGAGAUCAUUUAAAGAAAAUGCAUCGAAAGGACCAGAUUAUGCAUGUACCUGUUGUCAUAGGCUGUUGUUCAGAAAUCAAGUACAAGUUUGUGAACAUCAAUUGUAUGAAAAAAAUGAAGCAGCAAGAACUAUCUCGCAUAUUUGUUUGCUUGGCAAGUAUAUCCAUGAAUGUUCUGAAUCAUGUCCAGACACAUGCACCAAAUCAUCAUCAUGGAUUUGUUACACUUGCCAUAGGAAAAUAUUAAGUGGAAAAGCACCACCAGAGGCUGCUGCAAACAAUAUGACUUUAGAGGAUAUUCCACCUGAAUUGGCCAACUUAAACAGCUUAGAACAACAUCUCAUUGCACUUCACAUACCGUUCAUGAAAAUCAUGGCUCUUCCACAUGGUGGACAAAGAAAUGUACACGGACCAGUUAUAUGUGUGCCCUCAGACAUGAGAAAAAAUUCCAGUUUACCAAAGCAAGAGGAUGAUAACUUGUUGUUGCGGGUGAAAUUGAAAAGGAAGCUGGCGUACAAAGGUUAUUUUGAAUAUCAGUUUGUUAAUACAAACCAUGUAAUGUCAGCCCUGUCAUUCUUGAAAGAGAACAAUCAGUGGUACAAAAAUGUCGUAAUUGAAUCCAUUCGGGAAGAUGACAUGGAAAUUCCUGGGCAAAUGACUGAUUGUGAAGAAGAAAAUGAAGAGAGUAAUGAAAACGAUGAUCAAAUGAUUGCAUUUGACACUUGUUUACAACCCGUAGAUGUUGCACAAGAAGUUUUGGACCAUUAUUUCGAUGAUGUGUACAACAUUGCACCAGGUGAAGGGAAGAAUCCUGUGCGAAUGCUACAAGAGCCUGGAAAUGAGGCAAAAGCGUUUCCUUGUCAUUUCCCAAGCGGAAGAUUUUCUUGGAAUGAAGAAAGAUCACAAAAAUUAACACUAUCUAGGUAUUUUAACAAUAGGGUAAUGAAUGCAGAUAAUAGGUUUGCAAAGGACACAAAUUACAUUUUCUUUAGCCAGUACAUGUCCGAACUCAACCAAGUGAUUGAAAAAACUCAGAUUUCACUCAGAAAAUCUUUGUCAAAAUGUUCUAGUGGGAAACCAGUGACAGCAAAUAUGCUUCAAGAUCCUUCUACGCUCUCUAGUUUGUUGAGGAAUGAUGAGGCAAUAAGGUUCAUGCAGCCGAUAAGAGGAACACCCGCAUAUUGGGCAACUGCUCAGAAAGAUCUCUUUGCAAUGUUGCGGCAGUUAGGAAUACCUACGUGGUUUUGUUCGUUUAGUGCAGCAGAAUAUAGAUGGAAUGAUGCAGUAAGGGCUAUAUUAAGGCAGCAGGGUGAUGACAGGAAUCCGGAUGAAAUGGAAUGGUCAGAAAAGAAUGAAGUUUUGCGAUGCAAUCCUGUCACAGUUGCUCGAAUGUUCGAACAUAGAUUUCAGGUAUUUCAUAGAGAGGUCAUUCUUUCACCUUGUGAACCAAUCGGAAAAGUGGUAGACUUUUUCCAAAGAGUCGAGUUUCAGCAGAGGGGAUCACCACAUAUGCAUUGUUUAUACUGGGUUGCAAAUGCACCUAACAUUGACUCUGAUGGAGAGGAAGUUGUGUGUAACUUCAUUGACAAAUAUGUAACAUGUGGCAUACCCUCGGAAAUUGACGACGCAGAGCUGAGAAAAAGUGUUCUGGAUGUACAGCAGCAUAGCAAGAAUCAUUCAAAAUCUUGCAAGAAGAAAGGCACUGACUGUAGGUUCAAUUUCCCAAGGCCUCCAUCCCAAAGGACAUUUAUAACAAUUUCCUCAGAAGAAGAGAACAUAGAUACAUGUAAGUCUGAAACAGAGGUUAGAGAGGAGAAAGUAAACAAAGCAUAUGCAAAGGAAAUUUUGAUUAGUGUAUGGGAUAAAAUACAAAAUGAUGGCGAAGGAAAAACUACAAGAGAAGUAUUUGAUGACCUUUCACUAACUCAGGAACUAUACGAAGAAGCUUAUAAUAUGUUAACCGCAAGGAGGUCAAUUGUUCUCCAACGUAACCCAAAUGAGGUAUGGACGAACCAAUAUAACCAGUGUCUCUUGAAAUGUUGGGAUGCUAAUAUGGACAUUCAGUUUGUCUUGGAUCCAUUCAGUUGUAUUGUUUACAUCGUUUCGUACAUAUCAAAAUCAGAAAGGGAGAUGGGCAUGUUACUGAAACAAACAAAAAUAGAGGCAGAGGAGGGAAAUCUCAAUGCUCGACAGACAAUGAAGAAAAUUGGUUCAGCAUACUUGCAUCACAGAGAGGUCAGUGCUCAGGAAGCUGUUUAUAGGGUGUGCAAUCUUAAAAUGAAAGAAUGUUCGAGAAAAGUUGUUUUUAUUCCCGUUGGUGACAAUCCAUUACGCUUAAGCAAACCACUGUCUUUGAUCAAAAAGAAAUCAAAUGAUGAAGAAAUAAUCAGUGAUGAGGAUGAUGAUGAAAAUGAUAUCUGGAUGACAAACAUAAUUGAGCGUUAUGAGAACCGUCCUGAUAAGCCAAUGUUCCAUGACAUGUGUCUCGCCAACUUCUGCUCUGAAUUCAGAGUACUUGCUAAAUCUCAAGUUCCAAAAAAAGAAAACGAAAAUGUGUUUGAAUUGCAGAAUGGUAAGGGAUAUGUGCAACGCAGAACAAGAACACAACAUGCUGUCAUAAGGUAUCCAAGAUUCAAUGUUGAAAAUAUGUCGGAAAAAUAUCAUCGAUCUAUAUUGCAACUUUUUCUUCCUUACCGAACAGACAAACAAUUGAAGCCUCCAGGAUUUGAAUUAUAUGAGGACUUUUAUGAAACUGGUCAUGUGAAAAUUAAAGGGACAAGGCGACUGCAAUCAGUGAAAUCAAUAGUAGAUUUGAAUCGAUCCCAUUAUGCACAAAAUGAACAGUCCUUGGACAUAGCCCAAGAAGCAUAUGAAAUGAAUGGUGAACCAGAGGAUGCGUGGUCACGCAUAUGUCCAGAAACAGAAGUACUAAGGAGAGAAGGUAUAGCACAGAGGAAGGAAAACACAGUGCAACAAGAGAAUGAUGGGGAGGCUAUACCAGAUAUGGAAAGUGAGAUGAAUAAUGCAGAUGUGCUGUAUCAUGUUCACCAAAAUGUUAUUUCAAGAGAUGAAAUGUUACCAGUUCUCCAAAAUUUGAAUGAAAAACAGAGUGAGAUAUUUUAUUUGCUUCGAGAGUGGUGUUUAGCAAAGAUUAAUGGCAAGAAAUGUGAACCCUUGCACUUAUUUGUGACUGGUGGUGCAGGUACUGGUAAAAGUCAUCUUAUAAAAGCAAUUCAUUAUGAAGCGUCACAUUUGCUUUCUAGAAUGACUUCUGAACCAGAAAAGGUUACUGUACUCCUUUCGGCAUUCACGGGAACAGCAGCCUUCAACAUUGGUGGAAAUACGCUUCAUCAUUUAUUUUCACUUACAAAAUAUCUGCCUUUGCCAUAUGAGCCAUUAGGAGAACAAAGUCUUAGUGAAAUGAGAGUCAAGAUAGGUGACAUACAGAUUCUUAUCAUUGACGAAAUAUCAAUGGUAUACAAAAAGCUUCUGUAUUAUGUACAUGAACGGCUAGUGCAAAUUAAAAAAUGCAAAGAUCCAUUUGGAGGUGUUUGUGUUAUCGCAGUGGGGGAUUUCUAUCAGCUUCCUCCUGUUAAGCAGCGGAAGAAUGAGAGACUCUAUAAAGAAAAUUUGACGUAUCCUGUUGAUUACUGGUUUGACUGUUUUAAAGUCAUCGAAUUAAACGAGAUAAUGAGGCAAAAGGAAGAUGCGUCAUUUGCUGAGUGGCUGAACUCUCUUCGUGUAAGACAGACAAAUGAGCCAUUAACAGAGGAGCAAAAUCUGAUGUUAGAACGGUGUCUCAGAGAAGGACCAGAGGAUGUUCUUCAUGUAUUUUGCACGAACGAAGAAGUGAACACGUUCAAUUUGACAAUGAUAAGAAAGACGUGUGAAGAUUUAUUAGAAAUUGAUGCUGAAGAUUAUAAGAAGGACAAAACAUCUGGGAAACUGAUUCAGAGAAACAAACCCUUCAUAAAAUCAACAAGUGAUAUACUAGUGAAAUUCAACAUUGAAGCAAAACUAGGAGAAUAUGUGAAGAUAAUGAAUCGAGAGGCAGGGAACAGGAUUGAGUAUCAUGCCCUGAAACAAACCAGCAAUAAACGCGAGUUUGUGUACAAGUGGGACUUAGUCAACCCCUAUCACUGCGUGGCUUCCUCAGCCUCAUGUCCCCAGUUCCUAACUGUGGUGGACCUUACAGAACAACCCACCAUAACUAUGACGUGGGAUGGCUGGGGUAAUGACUUGUCAGGUUUGCUGAGAUAUGAAUAUGAGAUGUAUCAACUCUGCCAUGAUGGAUUUGAACUCGGAGAAAAUCAUGGGAAAGUAGUCAAGAGCCCAACCACUAUCAACCUCAAUGAUCCAACU
Molecule: messenger RNA, 7557 nt
Organism: Saccostrea cuccullata (small rock oyster)
Lineage: Eukaryota; Metazoa; Mollusca; Bivalvia; Ostreida; Ostreidae
Exons: 3
Biological process (GO): DNA repair; telomere maintenance
Molecular function (GO): DNA helicase activity
Source: RefSeq, a predicted model, not a curated record